UGCAUCGACCAGAAGGGAAGUCCGUUGCAAUGGCGGCCUGGUCUCGUGACUACAUCCUGGUUGUGCAAGUUGCAGGGACCAUGUGAUGGCGCAAAGUCUUCGCCAAUCUGGGCCCGGCAAUGCCAGCGCACGUUCCAACAGUCUGGGGAGUUUGCGCCGUGGCAGUGGGUCUGCAGCUCCCCGUUUGAGUUUAUUCCUGCCACGGGACGGCAGCAGCGAUGGACAACAUUCUUAACAUGAUGCAGGUGGCAUGGCGUCAAAUUAACGCAGCAAGAGGCAGCACGGUGAAGCUGGCCAAUCCUGAGCACAAUCUCCUCGUGAGUCUGGAGUCUGCCCGGGACUUCAUGCUGGGCAUGUUGCGGGAACCGGAUCCGGGACGGAGACAUCUUGAAGAGGUCUUUGGAGGGGAUUGCAGUCGAAUCGCGCAAGUUCGGGCCAUUCUGGAUGCAGCGAAGCUUUCCACCCGAAUCAUUUGCGACAACCGCGUGAUUUCUUGCAUGAACGCGGUCAAGUCGGUAGAGAGCGUUUUGAAGAAGGAUUGUGGGGCUGCAGUGCGCCUUUCAGUAGCGCAAGAGAAGGAACUGAAAAAAAUGCAAGAAAGACAGAUGAGGUUCGAGGCACGGCACCUCAGAGGUGAAUUCUCGCCCUUGAAGGGCAACUCCAGGGUGUUGGGUCCUUCACCCUUUGGCCUGGAUCAGUUGGGUGCCACAAGUGCCGGUGAAACCUAUUCCAGACCCAGAAGUGCUUCAACGUCGGCCAUCCCAGGCAAGGGUGAUGACACACUUCCAUCUUCGGAUGCUCUGAGGGAGACGUGGAAGGUGUUGCGAGAUGCAUGGGAAUCUGGUAGCCUUUUUCAGGGUGAAGUGAGAGAAGCCAAGAACAGCGACACAGGGGGUGCUGACGACACGUCAAGCGAUGUGCCGCAGGAAGCCGAUGGCCACGAAGCAGGUCCAUCCAACGACAAGGACGGCAGCCAGGUGGAGAUACCGUCCCUGGAGAAAGCUGCCGAUGGAAACCGUGGCUGUCACAUUUGGCAGGAAGAGAAUGAAGAGACCAUGGAAACGGUUGAUCCAUCCAGCUCCUGCCUUCACGGCGAUAGCUCUGCUGAGUGCUCUGCGGCGCUUGAGCAGGACUCAAUCGCAGACCUCAACCUCUUAGAGUCACACCAGCAGCCACCAACAGAAGUGUCGGAAGAGUCAAAGGUCCAGACUGAGACAACGACACCUCUGGAUGAAGGCGAUGAAGGAAUCGCCUGUGAAGGUCAGACUGAUCGGCCUGGCCAAGAUCAUCUACCAGUGGUGGAGGCUGAAGCCCAUGAGUCCCAUGAGCAGUCAGAAGCCGUUGAAGCAGAUGGUUCAGAAUCAGAUGAAGAUGUUCCAAUGCCAGAGAACUGGGGCAUGCAAAGGCAGAAGAGAGGUAGCUUGAUCCGUCCAGUGCAGCUGCCGCAGCACUUGCUGGAACAUGCCCGGUUGGCUGGAUAUGGUGACAACAGCUGUGAUGUCGUCGAAUUCCAAGUGGCACAUCACGAAGAAAAAAUCGGCAUCGCCUUCCGCAUCUUGCCGCCUGCUGGCCAUCUGGUCGUGGAAAGGAUUACUCCUGGAACCCCUGCAGAGGCGCUCCACUUGCCCAAGGGAAGCAGGUUGCUGUGCGUGAAUGGAUUGCAUACUGGCUCGAUCGAGGCCGACAACUUCUUCAACUUAAUGAAGCAACGGCCCCUGCAGCUGCUAUUCUUGCGCCCGCGUGGCGCUCCGGGCGAAGUCGCUGCCCCACCGUGAUGGUUAAUGAUGUCCCAGGGGGAUGGUGAAACAGCCACCCUCCAGGAUGGCUCCAAACUGGAGAAUCGAUUUUCAAGUUGACACAUGUUGGCACCCCGAGAAAACGGCGUUCUUCAAAUGUGUGUUCGAAGAAGCUUCUGAAGUUCCCUUGGGUGAUGCUGGCGAGCUCCCCGCAUCAGUCCU
Cladocopium goreaui is the source of this 1958-nucleotide messenger RNA. The record is from the annotation of a GenBank genome assembly. Lineage: Eukaryota; Dinophyceae; Suessiales; Symbiodiniaceae.